CACCCAAACGCAAAGUGUCAGGCAGUGCGGAUGUAGCUUAGCUGUCAAGGAUCUAAACAUCGCUCUGCUAAAAGAGCCUUGUAUAGGAGAACUGGCUGGGGGUGCAAUGGAAUCGGCCGAAAGUUUCUCCCCUCUGGUGGUGCUUGAGCUGGUCUCAGACACCCAAGAAGGAGCCAUCACUUGGCUGCUCCAGAGGAUACGAGAUAAACAGCGAGAUGGAGGUGCUGAGUUGCUGGUAGAACAGCUUGGACCUGGGGUAGAGGUUCAAGAGAAACAAAAUCCAAAUUUAUUCCUGAUUGGGGCAUCAUUACAGAGGCUGUUGUCUGGAGCUGAAGAUUUGGGUCUUUUCAAACAAUUCAAUGACGGCUCCAUGAGGAGCUUCACCUGUGCAAAUAAACAUAACUUUAAAGAUUUUCAAGGUGAUGGAGAUGGCUUCCUGAGCAUGGCUGAAUGUCAGUACAUAAUUAAACACGAGCUGGACACUCUACGAGCCAAAGAUGAGACUCAUAUACCAGGAUAUACACAGGCGAAGCUCUACCCUGGAAAAUCAAUUAUUCGCAGAUUACUGUCUAAAGGAAUCAUGGUUCAGAUGUUUCCUCUCCAUGAGAAGGAAGAACUGAAGAGACUCUCAUUUUCAUGGUUCAAAAAGGUCAAGCUGUCUCAUCAACCUUUGGAUGACAUCAGACACUACUUUGGAGAGGGUCAGGCGCUGUACUUUGGUUUCCUGGAGUACUUCACUUUUGCCCUGAUUCCUAUGGCUUUAAUUGGUGUGCCUUAUUAUCUGUUCGACUGGGAGGACUAUGACAAAUAUGUAGUCUUUGCAGUCUUCAACUUGAUUUGGUGCACUGUUAUACUUGAGUUGUGGAAGCGGUUCAGUGCCACUCUUGCUUACCAUUGGGGAACACUGAGCAGAAAAAAAGCCUUUGAAGAGCCCCGCCCUGGCUUUCAUGGGGUCCUGGGGUUCAAUCCAGUCACAGGACGCGAGGAGCCUUUAUACCCCAAUGCAAAGAGACAGCUGCGGAUCUACUGUGUGUCUGUGCCCUUUGUGCUGCUGUGCCUUUACCUGUCUCUAUAUGUCAUGAUGAUAUACUUCCAAAUGGAGGGAUGGGCCCUGUCUGUCCAUGAUGAAGACCCUACAUUCUGGACUGGCAUCCUGCUCUUCAUCCCCAGUAUUAUCUAUGCAGUGGUCAUUGAGAUCAUGAACCUCAUCUACAGAUAUGCCGCAGAGUUUCUCACAGAGUGGGAAAAUCAUAGGCUGGAGUCUUCGUAUCAAAACCACCUCGUCCUUAAAGUUUUAGUUUUCAAUUUCUUCAACUGCUUUGCCUCUCUCUUCUACAUUGCCUUUGCAAUGCAAGACAUGGCACUGCUCAGACAGAGUCUGGCCACGCUGCUGAUCACCAGUCAGAUCCUAAAUCAAUUCAUGGAGGCCUUCCUGCCGUAUUGGCUUCAGAGGAGACGCAAUAAGAAGAUGAUCCGAAAAGUCAAGAAGACAACACUGGAGGACAGAGCGCUGCCCUUAGAGGAACAAGUCCGGCUGGAGGCUGACAUGAGCACGUAUCUGGGGACUUUUGAUGACUACCUGGAGUUGUUCCUGCUCUUCGGAUACGUCAGUCUGUUUUCCUGUGUGUAUCCACUGGCUGCUGUCCUGGUCGUGUUGAACAAUAUCACUGAGGUUUACUCUGAUGCCUUCAAAAUGUGCCGUGUGUUCAAGAGGCCUUUCUCUGACCCAGCUGCUAACAUAGGAGUCUGGCAGCUGGCCUUUGAAGCUAUGAGUGUGAUUGCCGUAGUGACCAACUGUGCUCUGAUCGGCAUGUCUCCACAAGUCAAAUCUUACUUCCCCGAGUCUGAGAUGCAGCUCAUUCUGUGGACAGUGGCCAUUGAGCACAGUCUCCUGGCUCUGAAGUUCAUCCUGGCCUUCCUGAUCCCUGAUGUUCCUAAACCCAUCCAGAUUGAACUGGCCAAACUGGAGUUUGAGUCACUGGAGGCACUAAAGAAAAAGAGGGCACAGCACAAAGUAAAAUGCUGGAGACCUCUGAGCUAAGUAAAGCCCUGUUCUCAUCAUGAGAGAGAGGUCCACAGAUGUUGAACAGAGAUCCAUCACAAAAUCCUACAACAGGACAACUUUAUAUAACUUACAGCGGUUUUCAACAUGGAGACUCCAGGGAACAGGAGAAAGGCAAUAGACUCUUAUUUAAGUGAUAUCUUUGCACAACAUCUAAUUCUAUAAAUACCGGUUUGCCAUUGGUGUCGUUUCCAGAUUAUCCACAUGUGCUGUUACGCAUACUAGUAUUACAUCCUUAUUACAUAGGACUGUUAUUUUAUUAUUCAUCUUGUUCAAAGUCUAAUUACCAGGUACAGUUUACAAAUACUGAAAAAAAGAGACACGUUUCAGAUUCCACAUUUCAGACUAAUAUUAUCUAACCAUAAAGUCACAAAGACCUAUUUGUUUCAGAAUCAGCAGCUCCCAAACAUUGAGGUAUUAUAGACACUUGUAUAAAAUGAAUGUACUGUAAAACGAUAUUAAUUUGUUGGUAUUACAGGGAGUAUAUAUGGGGGGAGUGGGUUAUUUAAAAUCACAUGAAUUGCUGCAGUGUGCACAUUUAAAAAAACUGUAAGAUUUUAUGACAAAAGAUUGUGUCACAUUGCGCUCAGUCACUUUGGGUUUUCUAUAUAAGUGUGUAUUCAUGUUACAGGUAGCUUAAUUUGAUACUGUAAAAUCCUAACCUAUGACCAGGUUUGAGCUGUCAUAUACAUAUAAAGUCAUAUACUGUACACUGUCGCAAAUGGCAAGAUUGAACACAAAGCUAUACUUGCAUGUCUGCAGUCUGUCAAAAGGUAAAAAUGAUAAGUCGAAGAAUCACCAAGAUGCCACAAUUUACCUUUUCAAACCGAACUUUUAUCAGGGUUUUAUUCUGACAUGCAAAAGCUGUGUAAUACAUUAGUGAUAAACAAGAACUUACAAGUCAUAAAAGCAUUACUAUUACAACAAGUUAAUAGGCAGACACACUCCAGUAAAGUCAAAAUGGAUAAAAUGUGUAUGUAUGUUUUAACUUGAAUACAACUGCCAGUAUUAGAACCAUACUAUAAUAAAAUUCAUCAAAGAAUGAUGUCCAGUCACAAAGAGUUGUUACUGUAGCAGUUUCCCUCUGAACAGUAUCUUGUUAAAAUGAACAACUGUCAUUCUACCAAAUACCAAAGCACCUCCAUCUCGCAGUGUUGAACAUGUUUGUUUGUGUUUCUAUCCGACAUUGGCAUUUUGCCUGUCGCACCUGUAUUAAGCACGUCACAUGACCAGGGUAUACCUCUGAUUAUGCAUUUAUGUCAUUUUUGAUGUAUGAACCAGCUGGUGCCUUCAACGCAACCCUGUUUUACUGCACUAAAAGUAAAAAUAGCAAAUGUACUGAAUGCAUUAUAGACAAUAAAAAUGACUGAGAACUAAA
Messenger RNA from Periophthalmus magnuspinnatus, 3440 nucleotides. RefSeq names its product anoctamin 10a (gene ano10a). Gene Ontology annotation, molecular function: chloride channel activity. Gene Ontology annotation, biological process: chloride transmembrane transport. The coding region runs from base 107 to 2041 and encodes 644 amino acids. Lineage: Eukaryota; Metazoa; Chordata; Actinopteri; Gobiiformes; Gobiidae. Gene Ontology annotation, cellular component: plasma membrane. The transcript has 15 exons. The record is from RefSeq and is a predicted model, not a curated record.